AAAUCCUUCAUCUUCUAUUUCCUAUACUCUCAACUAUCGAAAUACCCUUCAGUCCCAACCAGACUCAACCACCAAACCCACGAGCACAAUCAAAAUGCCAUCCCUCCGCAUCGGCGUCAUCUACGAAGAAGUGCAACUAUGUGACAUCAUGGGAAUCGACAUCAUCGGCAGCAUGGGCAAGGACAUAAUCUCCUCCAUGAGUUCAUACGGGUUCUCCCACCUCAUCGAUCGAGCCUACGAUCUCGAAUGGCUGUACAUAUCAUCCACCAUGGCACCCGCAAAAACCACACCCAGCAUCAAAAUCGUCCCGACUCAUACAUACGACACUGCGCCACGCGAUCUCGACAUGAUAGUCGUGGGAGGUCCUCUUCCGUCGCAUAGGCCAGAAGCAUCGCUCAAGUUCUUCCGUGAAGCGGUAGAGAAGACCAAGAUUAUUUUCUCGGUUUGUACGGGGUCGAUGUGGCUGGCCUCGUCGGGGAUACUCGAUGGGAAUAAAGCGACGACGAAUCGAUCCUUUCUGCCGUUGGCGAAACAAAUGCAUCCGGAGGUUGAGUGGUUGGAUCAGCGAUGGGUGGUGGUGGAUCAGGCUGACAAGGGAAAGGCGCAGCUUUGGAUUGCUGGCGCGGCGGAUUGUGGAGUCGAAAUGAUUGCCACCUAUGCCCUGGAGAAUCUGGACCCAGUACUCGCCAAACUCGCCUGUUCGGGUAUAGGUUUCAAUCCCCAGAACCCUCAACACGGACAAUUCUAUUCUGACGCCCCUGCUGUAAAGAUGUGAUGAAUCGAAUCAUCCUCUUUCCAUCCCACACCAGAGUACAGUCGAGCCAGAGCGGUCGCUGGUGUUGGCAGAACUUAUAUUUCAACUCCAUAGUUUGACCCACGCGCAAGUAGUUAGAAAACAAUCCAUAGGUCAAAGUCUUGUAGUCAGUGGUUUUGAAAUCUUGUCCAUUUGCCAAUUCUCAUACGAACUGGCUGAUAACUCAAAUCUAGACGCCAACGCUAAUGCUGUUCAGAAUAGACGUGAUGGGGAUGCCAUAAUGAUCA
Molecule: messenger RNA, 1041 nt
Organism: Exophiala mesophila
Lineage: Eukaryota; Fungi; Ascomycota; Eurotiomycetes; Chaetothyriales; Herpotrichiellaceae
Exons: 2
Coding region: 95-775 (226 amino acids)
Source: RefSeq, a predicted model, not a curated record